CGGAAGGUCUUCAAUCCCAUCUCCAUCUCCAGAUCCCGUCUUCAUAGAUCUCCUCCAUCUCUCGUCUUCUAGAUCUGGGACGAAGGCCAUGGCGGAGCUCUCUUCGAUCUGGAUCUAUGGCGUUCUUCUCGUCUUCUCCGUUCUUCUUCAUCCUGGUGGUUCCUUCUACCUCCCCGGUAGCUAUCCUUACAAGUACUCCGUCGGCGAAUUGCUUUCCGUCAAGGUAAACUCUCUCACCUCCAUUGAAACUGAGAUGCCAUUCAGCUACUACAGCCUUCCCUUCUGCACUCCUGGGGAAGGCGUCAAGGAUUCCGCUGAGAAUCUCGGCGAGCUUCUCAUGGGUGAUCGGAUUGAGACCUCGCCUUAUCGGUUCAAGAUGUUCACCAACGAGUCUGAUAUCCUCCUCUGCCGCACCGAUCCCCUCAACGCCGAAUCGUUGAGCCUUCUUAAGAAGCGCAUCGACGAGAUGUACCAGGUGAAUCUCAUCCUUGACAACCUUCCGGCGAUUCGGUAUACUAAGAAGGAUGAGUUUAUGCUCCGGUGGACGGGGUACCCUGUUGGUAUUCGCGUUGGUGAUUCGUAUUACCUCUUCAAUCAUCUCAAGUUCACUGUGCUUGUGCACAAGUACGAGGAGACGAAUGUGGCUAGGGUUAUGGGCACUGGCGAUGCCGUGGAUGUGAUUCCCACCCUUGAUAAGGCUGGAUCUGGCCCUCCCGGGUACAUGGUCGUCGGAUUCGAGGUCGUGCCUUGCAGCUUCCAGCAUGAUGCUGAGUCGGUGAAGGAUGCGAAGAUGUAUUCACAGUAUCCGGCGAAGAUCCAGUGCGAUCCGACGACGGUGGCUAUGGUGGUGAAGGAGAACCAGCCGUUGGUGUUCACCUAUGAGGUCUCAUUUGUGGAGAGCGACAUCAAGUGGCCGUCGAGGUGGGAUGCGUAUCUGAAGAUGGAGGGUGCUAAGGUGCACUGGUUCUCGAUUUUGAAUUCUCUCAUGGUGAUCGCCUUCUUGGCUGGGAUUGUGCUCGUGAUCUUCUUGCGCACCGUGAGGAGGGAUCUCACCCGGUAUGAGGAGCUUGAUAAAGAGGCGCAGGCGCAGAUGAAUGAGGAGCUCUCCGGGUGGAAACUCGUAGUCGGCGAUGUUUUCAGAGCGCCGACAAACCCUUCCCUCCUCUGCAUCAUGGUUGGAGAUGGCGUUCAGAUUCUCGGCAUGGCGGUGGUUACCAUCCUCUUCGCCGCUCUUGGAUUCAUGUCCCCAGCCUCUCGCGGCACCCUCAUCACCGGCAUGCUCUUCUUCUACCUCGUGCUUGGGAUCGCCGCUGGGUACGUCGCUGUGAGGCUCUGGAAGACCCUCCGAUGUGGUGAUCACUCCGGCUGGGUCUCAGUCUCAUGGCGUGUGGCCUGCUUCUUCCCCGGCAUUGCCUUUUUGAUCCUCACCACCCUGAACUUCCUCCUCUGGGGAAGCCAAAGCACAGGCGCAAUUCCCAUCUACCUCUUCAUCAUCCUCCUCCUGCUCUGGUUCUGCAUCUCCGUGCCACUCACCCUCAUCGGCGGCUUCUUCGGUGCCAGAGCUGCCCACAUUGAAUACCCAGUCAGGACUAACCAAAUUCCCCGUGAGAUCCCUCCCCAGAAAUACCCUUCAUGGCUGCUGGUUCUCGGGGCUGGUACUCUCCCCUUCGGCACCCUCUUCAUUGAGCUCUUCUUCAUCAUGUCCAGCCUUUGGAUGGGCCGUGUCUACUAUGUUUUUGGCUUCCUCUUCAUUGUCCUCAUUCUCCUCGUCAUUGUCUGUGCUGAGGUUUCCUUGGUCUUGACCUACAUGCAUCUCUGCGUGGAGGAUUGGAGGUGGUGGUGGAAGGCCUUCUUCUCUUCUGGUUCUGUUGCCAUAUAUAUCUUCUUAUACUCUGCCAACUAUCUUGUAUUUGAUCUGAAGAGCUUGAGUGGGCCGGUCUCUGCCACCCUCUACCUUGGCUAUUCCCUCCUUAUGGUUCUGGCCAUCAUGUUUGCUACAGGCACUGUUGGAUUCAUGUCCUCUUUCUGGUUCGUUCACUAUCUCUUCUCUUCUGUCAAACUAGAUUGAGCUACUGUCAUUGCAGCUGGAGCUCAGUGGUGGAGACAAUGUGGUUUGCCUAUUCCCCUGAUGUUAUUUUCAUACAUAGUUCUCUUUGCGUUGUUUGGUCUGUUGUAGUAAUGAGAUAGGCAAAAUAAUUACCCUUUUUAUCAUCUGUUUUGUUAUAUUCUGUUUUGUUAUUCUUUGUUAGCUUUAUAUGAUAUAUGCAUGACUUUGUUUUUACUGAAUUUUGGAUAUUGGUGAAACAUGAUAGUUGUAUUUCUUGAA
Dioscorea cayenensis subsp. rotundata (Guinea yam) is the source of this 2326-nucleotide messenger RNA. Its product is annotated as transmembrane 9 superfamily member 11. The transcript has a single exon. The record is from RefSeq and is a predicted model, not a curated record. Bases 89 to 2068 code for a protein of 659 amino acids. NCBI's taxonomy places the organism in Eukaryota, Viridiplantae, Streptophyta, Magnoliopsida, Dioscoreales, Dioscoreaceae. Gene Ontology annotation, cellular component: membrane. Gene Ontology annotation, biological process: protein localization to membrane.